Molecule: messenger RNA, 1731 nt
Organism: Tetranychus urticae (two-spotted spider mite)
Lineage: Eukaryota; Metazoa; Arthropoda; Arachnida; Trombidiformes; Tetranychidae
Biological process (GO): regulation of DNA-templated transcription
Molecular function (GO): RNA polymerase II cis-regulatory region sequence-specific DNA binding; DNA-binding transcription factor activity, RNA polymerase II-specific
Source: RefSeq, a predicted model, not a curated record
AAUUAAGUUAUCAAAAUGCCGAGAGCUUUUUUAAUCACCAAUAAACGUUACAAUGGUCGAUGGAUUUUAACCGAUUCAAAGGAAGAUGUCGAGAAUUGUCCGUCUCAUUACAUUUUAAAUCAGGACUCCUCCGAGUUACCAUUUAAUGACGCGUCACCGUUUAUUGCUGAACUAUCCGCAAAUUAUGAGACUCAUGGAUUGAGUAACUUGUCUAAUGACGAUACAAUGCCCAUUUCGAUGGAUAAAAAUCACAUCACCUGUUCAAGGAUCUCUGUUUUAAGACAUGCCGCUCUAACUCGACACAUUGGACAAAAUCGUAUUAUGGAUCGAUUUCAUCCUGCAUUUGGUGUCGAUUUCUCAGUUCAACCAAUCAACUUGAUUAUCGAUGAAAGGCGAGUUGAUAACUUUAGUCCAGAUGAUGUUCAAAUGAUGAACGAUUUGGAUGACACGGCCCAGGAAGAAGCGCAAGAUCUAAGUAUUCAUAGUCGCCAUAAUUGCAGAUCUCCUGAUGUCUCUCAAACAAGCAUGGAGUAUUCUGAUUUUAAAGAUGAAUCAGACCGAUCACAAUGUUCACCAGCUUUGGACACAAAUGAAAACAUCUUCAAGAUUGAAAGAAACGAGGAUGUUUCGUUUUCUCGAGAAGAAUCUCGUGAAAAUUUUUCUACACCUGAUAAUUCAACAUCAUCACCAUCCAGUGAUAAUCAUGUGUGUAUUGAUUGUGGUAAGCGAUACAGUACAUCAUCUAACUUGGCGCGUCAUCGUCAAACUCAUAGAAGCUUCACUGACAAAAAAGCUCGCCAAUGUCCUCACUGUAACAAAGUAUAUGUAUCAAUGCCAGCUUAUAGUAUGCAUCUUCGGACUCAUAAACAAGGCUGUCGAUGUACAUAUUGUGGAAAAUGUUUCAGUCGUCCAUGGCUUUUACAGGGUCACAUCAGAACACACACCGGUGAAAGGCCAUUCAAAUGUCCAACAUGUUCAAAAGCCUUUGCGGACAAAUCAAAUCUCAGAGCUCAUAUUCAAACCCAUUCAACUGUUAAGCCAUAUGUGUGUCAACGUUGUGGUAAAGCAUUUACUCUGAAAAGCUAUCUUUAUAAACACGAGGAUUCUUCGUGCAUGAGAUUAAACCGUUCAACCAGUGGUUCAAUAACUUACGUUUCACAAGCCACAACAAUCAACUCUUCAAAAUCAUUUACCCUGAGUUCUGCCUGAAAAGAAACAACAUAUUUUUGUUUUUUUAUUUUUUUCAACACAAAGUGUCAACCAAAUCAUCCUGCCGUAUUAUUCUUGUAACCUGUUAAAUAUUUUAUUGAGUAUCUUUUUCUGGACAAUUCAAACAGAGGAAAGACGACAAGCUGUUAUCAACAGAAUCAUAUACUUCUAAAUCGUACUUCAAUCAAUGAUGAUCAAACUCAUUCACCAAAGUGCCUUGGACAUAAUCUCUAUCAGUGGAAAUCCUAGAGAUGCAAGUUUUCGACUGAUUAACUGUCGAAUGAGCUCGAAUCUUCUUCAGUCAUAUACAUAACAUGUAUAACAAAUAUUAUUAGUCACUAUUUUCCAAUAAUUUUAUCAUAGUAUUCAUAACCAAUUUUAUUUUUAUCAACUAUAUUCUAUCUAUUUUGCAUAAACCAAAAUCUUGCUUUGAUUAGCUUAAUUACUUUGUUUCCAAUUGAACCCAUAAAUCAAUUCUUACUUUUCUAAUUUCUAGUAUAAAAUAUUUUCUAGUCUAAAGUA